AUGGACAGGAUCCCGCGUUUCCACGCACAUCAUCCGGACAAAGACACCAUCUCCCGCCUUUUAUUCUCAAAGAUCUCGGCCAUCAAUCCCACAGCAGACAAGAACAGAUUUCGCGUGUUGAUACCCGGAUUGAGAGGCUAUCCAAGGUCGCCGGGUGCCUACGUAACCCACGCGUGGGCCCCCGUCCAGGCACAUCUCGAAGUUGACUUGGAGAAGGACUUGCCGGAUGAGGUUUCGUGUGGCUUUGAAGAACUGCGAAGGGAUAUUUUGAGCUUCAGCAAUGGCGAUGAGAGGGAUCAUGGCAAGAUGGGAGUGUAUGUUGAUGUGGUCAUGACAUAUGGGAUCAGAGGAGAGUACUACACCGAACUACAACACCGUGAUCAGUGCGGAGCUGCUUUUGAGAGGGAACUGGUAGGGAUAGCGUGGUGCGCAUGA
Molecule: messenger RNA, 435 nt
Organism: Podospora pseudocomata
Lineage: Eukaryota; Fungi; Ascomycota; Sordariomycetes; Sordariales; Podosporaceae
Exons: 1
Coding region: 1-435 (144 amino acids)
Source: RefSeq, a predicted model, not a curated record